This is a messenger RNA of Chelonus insularis, 1348 nucleotides long. It is a transcript of the gene Naxd, whose product is annotated as NAD(P)HX dehydratase. The transcript is spliced from 2 exons. Lineage: Eukaryota; Metazoa; Arthropoda; Insecta; Hymenoptera; Braconidae. Gene Ontology annotation, biological process: metabolite repair. The record is from RefSeq and is a predicted model, not a curated record. Bases 192 to 1256 code for a protein of 354 amino acids. Gene Ontology annotation, molecular function: ATP-dependent NAD(P)H-hydrate dehydratase activity.
UUAUUUGCACUACUAACUUUUGACUUUUGAAAAAAUUUUUUAAAUUCUUAGUAAGUUUAUGAUAUUUAUGGCAUUUUUAGUUCUACAAAAUUAAAAGAAAAGCUGUCGAUUUUUCUUGAAUAUUUGGUAUAAACAUUCAAUUAUUAUUGGCCAAAAAAAUAAGUAAGAAAGUUCAUGAUUUCAUUAUUCAAAUGAACUUGAUUUUUAAAAAAAUUACCUGCAGGCUUUUGACAGAUAUACCUCAAGCCACCGUGUCUUCUUCACUACUCAAAAUGUCUUCUCAAAUUUCUCUGGACGAGCGGGUAUUGAAAUCAGUUCGAAAAAUAGUUCCAUCAUUAACAACAACUAAAUAUAAAGGUCAAGAUGGUCGAAUAGGAAUUUUUGGAGGUAGCAUGGAGUAUACUGGAGCUCCAUAUUUUGCAGCAAUGAGUGCAUUCAGAGUUGGAGCAGACUUGGUCCAUAUAUUUUGUUGUAAAGAUGCAGGAGUUGCUAUUAAAUCUUUCAGUCCUGAGCCAAUAGUUCAUCCUUUGUUAGACCAUCCAGAUGCUAUUCGCCAGAUCAAACCAUGGCUGGAUCGUCUGCAUGUAAUUUUAAUCGGUCCUGGGUUAGGACGUGAUGAUAAAAUAUUCAAAGUCAUUACAGAAGUGAUAAGUCUAUGCAGAGACUUAAGAAAGCCUCUGGUGAUUGAUGCUGAUGGUCUUUAUUUGCUUUGUCAGAAGCCAGAUAUCAUACGAGAUUAUCCUGGAGUAAUUUUGACUCCAAAUGCUAUGGAGCUCAGCCGGCUUAUGAAAGCUUUUCUUGAUAGAACAGUUCAACCAGCUCCAGUUGCAAAAAUUUCUGAUUUAAAACACUUGGCUGAUUCCAUUGGAAAAAGUGUUGUUAUUUUAAAUAAAGGAGCUAAAGAUAUAAUUGUUGAUGGUCAGAAAGGUUCUGAAGCCAUUUCUUGUGCUAUUUCGGGUUCAGGAAGACGAUGUGGAGGUCAAGGAGAUCUGUUAUCUGGAUCCCUUGCUGUUUUUUGGUGGUGGGCAUUGAGUGCUGGACCUAGUGAAUGCUCGUUAAAUCCACCAUUAGUUGCAGCUUAUGCUGCUUCUAGGUUGACUAGAGAAUGCAAUGCUGCUGCUUUUAGAGAAAAGCAAAGGUCUAUGUUGACUACAGACAUGCUAGAGCAAAUUCAUCCUGUUUUUUCAAGACUUUUUGAGAUCACCAAAUUGUCACCUAUUUUGAAUCCAAGAAGAUCUAAGAGUGAAGAUAUUUAAUGAAUUUUUAUCUCAAAAUUUUUUAAAACUAUUUAUCAUUUAUUUAAUAUUGAUAAAUUUUAGUGAAUAUAUUUGUAAGGGGCCAAAAUAAC